UCCUGCUUCUCUCCCCCACAAUGCUGCGAAAUAGCCUUUAGGUCUGGAGCCUCUGCUGCCGAUUGCAUUCCUGGCUACGGGUGCAAUGCAAAGAAAAAAGACCGUGUGGAGCAGAAAGUAAUGACUUAGACAAGCAGGAGGAAGAUUUUCCACUAGAAAGGUGUGAGCUUCCCCAUCCUAUUAUCAUCCAAAAGUGGCUAAAGUUCUGGGGUUGAAGAGAUGCCUGGAAGUCAACAGGAACAAGAAGGACAACCUGAAAAGGCUACAGAAGGAGCUUUCUUUUGUGAAGAUGGAGAUAGUAGUUUAAAUGAAAGUACUUUCCAAGAAGGAAUCCUCAUAAGUAAAGGGGGAAAUAUGGGCAUAGACUGUGGGAAACGCCUCCAUCAGAACUUUGAGUUUCUUGAGGAUGAGAGUGUGGAGACAGGGGGACAUCAGUAUAAAUGCUCAUCAUGCUGGGAAACUUUCCAUGACAGAACCCAUUUGGAUACACAUGAGAGAAUCCACACUGGAGAUAAACCAUACGAAUGCACAGAUUGUGGGAAAAGCUUUAGCACGAGCUAUGGGUUUAUUGAUCAUAUAAGAGUACACACAGAGGAGAAACCAUAUAUGUGUUCAGACUGCGGUCAGCGCUUCCAUCUGAAAUCAAACCUUACUGCACACAAGAGAACCCAUACAGCAGAGAACCCCUACGAGUGCUCUGAAUGCGGGCAAAGCUUUGGUAAGAAAUCACAUCUUGUCACACACGAGAGGACCCACACUGGAGAGAAACCCUAUCAGUGCUCAGAUUGUGGGAAGAGCUUCAGCCAGAAAGGAAAUCUCGUUUCCCACAUGAGGAUCCACACAGGGGAGAAGCCGUAUAAAUGUUCCCAGUGUGGCAAAUGCUUCUCUCAUUGCACUUCGCUGAUGAUGCAUGUGAGAACUCACACAGGGGAGAAACCUUACAAAUGCUCCAUCUGUGAAAAAAGCUUUGUCAACAAGGGAAACCUUGUUUCACAUGUGAGAAUUCACACAGGGGAAAAGCCCUAUGAAUGCAAAGAUUGUGGGAAAAGCUUUAGCACCAGCUUUCAGUUUAUAGAGCAUAAAAGGCUACACACGGGGGAGAAACCCUACAUGUGCUCAGACUGUGGGCAAAGCUUCAACUCAAAAUCAAACCUUAUCACACACAAGAGAACCCACACAGGAGAGAAGCCCUAUCAGUGUACUGCGUGUGGGAAAGGCUUCCGGGUUAAAUCAUCCCUUACUAAACAUGUGAGAAUCCAUACAGGGGAGAAGCCCUACGAAUGUCCCGAGUGUGGGAAAAGCUUCAACACUAGCUCCCUGCUUGUGAAUCACAAAAGGGUUCAUACAGGAGAGAAGCCGUAUAAAUGCUCAGGAUGUGGGAGAAGCUUCCGUCAGAAAGGAAACCUUGUUUCACAUAUGAGAAUCCAUACAGGGGAGAAGCCAUACCGGUGUUCUGACUGUGAUAAAAGCUUCAUUGAUAAAAAAACCCAUUUGGAUACACAUGAGAGAAUCCACACUGGAGAUAAACCAUACGAAUGCACAGAUUGUGGGAAAAGCUUUAGCACGAGCUAUGGGUUUAUUGAUCAUAUAAGAGUACACACAGAGGAGAAACCAUAUAUGUGUUCAGACUGCGGUCAGCGCUUCCAUCUGAAAUCAAACCUUACUGCACACAAGAGAACCCAUACAGCAGAGAACCCCUACGAGUGCUCUGAAUGCGGGCAAAGCUUUGGUAAGAAAUCACAUCUUGUCACACACGAGAGGACCCACACUGGAGAGAAACCCUAUCAGUGCUCAGAUUGUGGGAAGAGCUUCAGCCAGAAAGGAAAUCUCGUUUCCCACAUGAGGAUCCACACAGGGGAGAAGCCGUAUAAAUGUUCCCAGUGUGGCAAAUGCUUCUCUCAUUGCACUUCGCUGAUGAUGCAUGUGAGAACUCACACAGGGGAGAAACCUUACAAAUGCUCCAUCUGUGAAAAAAGCUUUGUCAACAAGGGAAACCUUGUUUCACAUGUGAGAAUUCACACAGGGGAAAAGCCCUAUGAAUGCAAAGAUUGUGGGAAAAGCUUUAGCACCAGCUUUCAGUUUAUAGAGCAUAAAAGGCUACACACGGGGGAGAAACCCUACAUGUGCUCAGACUGUGGGCAAAGCUUCAACUCAAAAUCAAACCUUAUCACACACAAGAGAACCCACACAGGAGAGAAGCCCUAUCAGUGUACUGCGUGUGGGAAAGGCUUCCGGGUUAAAUCAUCCCUUACUAAACAUGUGAGAAUCCAUACAGGGGAGAAGCCCUACGAAUGUCCCGAGUGUGGGAAAAGCUUCAACACUAGCUCCCUGCUUGUGAAUCACAAAAGGGUUCAUACAGGAGAGAAGCCGUAUAAAUGCUCAGGAUGUGGGAGAAGCUUCCGUCAGAAAGGAAACCUUGUUUCACAUAUGAGAAUCCAUACAGGGGAGAAGCCAUACCGGUGUUCUGACUGUGAUAAAAGCUUCAUUGAUAAAAAGUCGCUUAUUAAGCACAAGAGAACCCAUACAGGAGAGAAAGCUUAUGAUUGUAGAGAUGGUGGGCAACGUUUCAGGUGCAACUCAGUAAUUUCAUAGCACAGUAUAAUUCAGUGGCCCUGACUGGACAAAGCCUCUCCUUUGU
Messenger RNA from Lacerta agilis (Sand lizard), 2638 nucleotides. Its product is annotated as zinc finger protein 260-like. The transcript is spliced from 3 exons. Gene Ontology annotation, molecular function: DNA-binding transcription repressor activity, RNA polymerase II-specific. Gene Ontology annotation, biological process: negative regulation of transcription by RNA polymerase II. The coding region runs from base 220 to 2592 and encodes 790 amino acids. Lineage: Eukaryota; Metazoa; Chordata; Lepidosauria; Squamata; Lacertidae. The record is from RefSeq and is a predicted model, not a curated record.